Messenger RNA from Lobosporangium transversale, 441 nucleotides. RefSeq lists its product as hypothetical. NCBI's taxonomy places the organism in Eukaryota, Fungi, Mortierellomycota, Mortierellomycetes, Mortierellales, Mortierellaceae. The transcript is spliced from 3 exons. Gene Ontology annotation, molecular function: RNA polymerase II cis-regulatory region sequence-specific DNA binding; DNA-binding transcription factor activity, RNA polymerase II-specific. The record is from RefSeq and is a predicted model, not a curated record. Gene Ontology annotation, biological process: regulation of transcription by RNA polymerase II. Bases 1 to 441 code for a protein of 146 amino acids. Gene Ontology annotation, cellular component: PcG protein complex; transcription regulator complex.
AUGGACGAUACCAAAGAAAGCGGUAGCUCCUCCGAAGCCGAGGGCACUGUCUCAACCGAACGUCCAUACGAAUGCACCUGGGCUGACUGCUCAAAAUCCUUUUCACGACGAUCUGAUCUAGCUCGACAUCGCCGCAUCCACACUGGUGAAAGACCUUACCAAUGUGACUGGGCUGGCUGUGGAAAGCAAUUUAUUCAACGUUCUGCUCUUACCGUCCACUAUCGUACUCAUACUGGAGAACGUCCUCAUGUCUGUGAAUACGAAUCCUGCCAGAAAUCUUUUAGCGAUUCCUCAUCCCUGGCCCGCCAUCGAAGAACACAUACUGGUAAGCGACCAUAUGUAUGCGAGCAUCCAGGCUGUGGCAAAACAUUCACUCGACGCACUACAUUGACUCGACAUCAGAAGGGUCACGAGCCUGACAUUAAGAGCUUUAUUAGGUAA